This is a messenger RNA of Pistacia vera, 1877 nucleotides long. Its product is annotated as laccase-1. The record is from RefSeq and is a predicted model, not a curated record. Gene Ontology annotation, biological process: lignin catabolic process. The transcript has 5 exons. Gene Ontology annotation, molecular function: hydroquinone:oxygen oxidoreductase activity; copper ion binding. Gene Ontology annotation, cellular component: apoplast. The coding region runs from base 1 to 1746 and encodes 581 amino acids. Lineage: Eukaryota; Viridiplantae; Streptophyta; Magnoliopsida; Sapindales; Anacardiaceae.
AUGGAGAGCUUGAACAAGUAUUAUGGGUUUCCAAUGCUAGUACUAGCAUUACUAUUUCUUUCCAGGGCGGUACCGUCCUGUGCUGAUAUAUCAGCAACCAAACGUUUUCGAUUUAAUGUUGAGUGGAAGAAGGUGACUCGAUUGUGUCACACAAAGCAACUUUUAACAGUGAAUGGGAAGUAUCCAGGGCCAACCAUUACUGUUAAUGAAGGGGACAAUGUGGAGAUUAAGGUCACAAACACCAUUGCCAAGAACACUACCAUCCAUUGGCAUGGAAUUAGGCAAUACAGAACAGGAUGGGCAGAUGGACCAGCUUAUGUAACGCAGUGCCCCAUCAGAGGAGGGCAGUCUUAUACAUACAAAUUUUCAGUAGCAGACCAAAGAGGAACCUUGUUAUGGCAUGCCCAUUUUGCUUGGCAACGAGCUUCUGUCUAUGGCGCCUUCAUCAUCUACCCUCGCAUGCCUUAUCCUUUCAAAUCUCCAAUCCAAGCUGAAAUCCCCAUCAUCUUCGGUGAAUGGUGGAAUAGAGAUGUGGAUGCAGUAGAAGAUGGUAUGAAGACUGGAAGAGGCCCUGAUUCUUCCGAUGCUUAUACAAUAAAUGGUUUUCCAGGACCUCUUCAUACCUGCUCCGCAAAAGAUACUUUGAUCCAGACAGUGGAGCCUGGAAGAAGCUACAUGCUUCGAAUAAUCAAUGCAGCUCUUAACGAUGAACUCUUCUUUGCGGUAGCCAAACAUACAUUUACAGUUGUGGAGAUUGAUGCAGUUUAUACAAAACCCUUUACAACUCCGGCAAUAAUGAUAGCUCCUGGACAAACCACCACCGUUUUGCUUACUGCAAAUCAAGUUCCUGAUUCCUCAGGCUUGUUUGCAAUGGCUGCCAGGCCUUAUCUCACUUCUGUUUUCCCCUUCAAUAACUCCACAACAAUUGGUUUCUUAAGGUACAAGAACAAGGGCACUGGGAAAAUUAAAACCAACCUGAACACUUGGAAUCUUCAGCUUUACAAUCUUCCUGGUAUGGAAGAUACUCCUUUCGCCACAAAAUUUGCGAACAAUUUGCGGAGCCUUGCAUCUUCUCAAUACCCUUGUAAUGUGCCUAAAACAAUUGAUAAACGAGUUGUUGUAGCUAUAAGCUUAAACCUUCAAGAUUGUCCUGAAAAUGAAACCUGCACAGGGUACAAUGGAAAGAAGUUCUAUGCUUCGAUGAACAACCAAUCUUUCGUUCGUCCCUCCUUGUCGAUAUUGGAAUCCCAUUACAAGAAUCUGACGACAGGCGUUUUCACAUCAGACUUUCCAGAGAGGCCACCGAACUAUUUUGAUUUUACUGGUGUUAAUCCUGUAACCGAGAACAUGAACACAGAAUUCGGGACAAAACUUCUGGUGGUACCCUUUGGCACAAACAUAGAAAUUGUGUUACAGGAUACAGGUUUUCUCAAUGUGGAGAACCAUCCGAUUCAUGUUCAUGGACACAACUUCUUCAUUGUCGGGAGAGGAUUCGGAAAUUUCAACGAGGCCAAGGAUCCGAAGAAAUACAAUCUUGUUGAUCCUCCGGAGAGGAACACAGUGGCGGUGCCAAGUGGGGGAUGGGCUGCAAUUCGGAUAAAAGCCGAUAAUCCUGGAGUUUGGUUCAUUCAUUGCCACCUCGAAGAGCACACUUCAUGGGGACUCGCCAUGGCGUUUAUUGUUAAAAAUGGCCCUGGUCCUGAGCAAGGCUUGCUUCCUCCUCCUCAGAAUCUUCCUGCAUGUUAAGGAAUUAAUUAGCUAAAUUUAGGGGAUUUUAAACUAAGAUUUGCCAUAGAAUAGAAGAGAAUUGAGUGUGGAAGAUUUCUGAUUCUUGAGAAAUUUGCAGCUUGUAAACGCUUUCAAGUAAUUAUGUGAAU